Messenger RNA from Nomascus leucogenys (northern white-cheeked gibbon), 1905 nucleotides. It is a transcript of the gene EIF3I, whose product is annotated as eukaryotic translation initiation factor 3 subunit I. The transcript has 14 exons. Lineage: Eukaryota; Metazoa; Chordata; Mammalia; Primates; Hylobatidae. Gene Ontology annotation, molecular function: protein binding; RNA binding; translation initiation factor activity. The coding region runs from base 87 to 1505 and encodes 472 amino acids. Gene Ontology annotation, cellular component: eukaryotic translation initiation factor 3 complex, eIF3m; cytoplasm. The record is from RefSeq and is a predicted model, not a curated record. Gene Ontology annotation, biological process: cytoplasmic translational initiation.
GCUCCUGGGAUAAUAGGCAGAAAUCAAGGGGGUCUGAGCUCAGCCAUGCCAGUAGGAGCUGGUACAGGGCUGGAGGAAGGGCUCAGAUGGGGUCUGGUCCUGAAUCCCGCCCCAGCCUCUGUCUUUCCCCAGACUGUCCAGGGGAAGGGAACUCUGAUGGCCACAAGGAAGCAGAACAGCUGCAGAGGAAAGGGCAGGAUGGGAAAAGGCCGUGUCCUCACCCACUCCGGGGAGAUGGGUUCUGGGAAGGAACUGACACAGAUGAUGAAACUGAGGCUCAAGGAGGACAACUGACUCUUCCGAGAAUUUCUACAACUGCCGGGUCCAGGUCGGCUCAUGAACCCGCUGCAGGCCGGCGGAGGCCCGCUUCAGCAGCGGCUGCGUGCCACCCCACAGAGCGGCCACCAGCACCAGAGCCAGCACCUGCCCUGAAUGCAGACGAGGGGCGGAGACCCAUGAUCCGGAAGUGGCCUCGAAACCUUUUCCGGUCCUACUCACGUUGCGGCCUUCGUCGCGUCACCGCCGGGAUGAAGCCGAUCCUACUGCAGGGCCAUGAGCGGUCCAUUACGCAGAUUAAGUAUAACCGCGAAGGAGACCUCCUCUUUACUGUGGCCAAGGACCCUAUCGUCAAUGUAUGGUACUCUGUGAAUGGUGAGAGGCUGGGCACCUACAUGGGCCAUACCGGAGCUGUGUGGUGUGUGGACGCUGACUGGGACACCAAGCAUGUCCUCACUGGCUCAGCUGACAACAGCUGUCGUCUCUGGGACUGUGAAACAGGAAAGCAGCUGGCCCUUCUCAAGACCAAUUCGGCUGUCCGGACCUGCGGUUUUGACUUUGGGGGCAACAUCAUCAUGUUCUCCACGGACAAGCAGAUGGGCUACCAGUGCUUUGUGAGCUUUUUUGACCUGCGGGAUCCGAGCCAGAUUGACAACAAUGAGCCCUACAUGAAGAUCCCUUGCAAUGAUUCUAAAAUCACCAGUGCCGUUUGGGGACCCCUGGGGGAGUGCAUCAUCGCUGGCCAUGAGAGUGGAGAGCUCAACCAGUAUAGUGCCAAGUCUGGAGAGGUGUUGGCGAAUGUUAAGGAGCACUCCCGGCAGAUCAACGACAUCCAGUUAUCCAGGGACAUGACCAUGUUUGUGACCGCAUCCAAGGACAACACAGCCAAGCUUUUUGACUCCACAACUCUUGAACAUCAGAAGACUUUCCGGACAGAACGUCCCGUCAACUCAGCUGCCCUCUCCCCCAACUAUGACCAUGUGGUCCUGGGCGGUGGUCAGGAAGCCAUGGAUGUAACCACAACCUCCACCAGGAUUGGCAAGUUUGAGGCCAGGUUCUUCCAUUUGGCCUUUGAAGAAGAGUUUGGAAGAGUCAAGGGUCACUUUGGACCUAUCAACAGUGUUGCCUUCCAUCCUGAUGGCAAGAGCUACAGCAGCGGCGGCGAAGAUGGUUACGUCCGUAUCCAUUACUUCGACCCACAGUACUUCGAAUUUGAGUUUGAGGCUUAAGAAGCUGGAUCUCCGGCCGGGUGCAGUGGCUCAUGCCUGUAAUCCCACCACUUUGGGAGGCGAAGGCGGGUGGAUCACCCGAGGUCAGGAGUUUGAGACCAGCCUGACCAACAUGGAGAAACCCCGUCUCUACUAAAAAUACAAAAAUUAGCCGGGCAUGGUGGCACAUGCCUGUAGUCCCAGCUACUCAGGAGGCUGAGGUGGGAGAAUCACUUGAACCCAGGAGGCAGAGGUUGCAGUGAGCUGAGAUCGCGUCAUUGCACUCCAUCCUGAGCAACAAGAGCGAAACUCCGUCUCAAAAAAAAGGUGGAUCUCCAUCCAGGCCAGAGAAGAUUCUCACAGAAGGUUUUGAACUCUAAGAAAUAAAUUGGUUUGGUAAUAAAUGGCUUCUGGUCAGAUA